AUGGAGAUUUGGCUUAGAAAUCACCCAAGGCGAUGCAUCACUGUAAGCGAAGUUCCUUCUUUAUUUGGCAGAGCAUAUCUUCGUGCUACUACUCCGAUAACUGCUAUUAAGGGAUUUGAAAAAAUUGGACUGUACCCAGUAAACCGCACUGUAUUUACCGAGGAUAUGUUUAUUGCAACACUUCCAACAGACAAACCACAAGAACAGGAUGAUGUACCAUCUUCAUCCGAUUCCGAAGAUGAUCCACCCGAACAUAACGCUAAUUCGGAAGGUACACGCGAAAUUGAAACUAAUAGAGAAGCUACACCCGAAAAUGACCCUAAUAGAGAAUCUCUACCUAAACAAAUAAUGGCUCUUUCAAAGAAAUGUUCCGAGGUUGCCAAAAGAAGUGCUUUACAUGAUAUGCCAUCCACGAGCAAAGGUAUAACUUUGAUAAGUCCUGAACAAAUUGCUCCUUAUCCCAAAGUUCGAAAAGCUACCAUUCUUGCGAGCACCCCUUAUAAGGAAGAAUUAGAAAACUCUUUAAAGGAAAGAAAUAAAAAAGUUAAUGUUAAGAAGAUAGCUUUAAAAACAAACAUCAACUUACUGAAUGAAGAAAAAUCUAAAAAUCCUUUAAUCAAAACGAAAAAAUUACAAAAAAAGAGCAUUGAAUCAUCAGAAAGCGAUGAUGAUGCGGAAUGCUUUUACUGCAACAACAGGUAUUCAAAAGAUGGACGUGGCAAAGGAUGGAUACAAUGUCUUAGUUACACACACAUACAUCAUUCCGAAAAUAGUCAAAACGGAUUCAGGGGACCCCAAAACGUAAAAAUCCGUCAAAAACUGGAGGUCGAAAAAAAUCAUGAUUCCUAUACUUUCAGAUACACUUACAGAUAUACAGAUAGGAAAAUGAAUACUCUUUUGCUACUACUCUUCGUUGCCAUCGUAUGUGCAUUACCCUCAGCUCUGCCAAUAAGUAGCGAGACUUUUGCAAACUACCAUCAAGAAAUCAUCUAUCCAACUUCAAAGAAUUUUUUCGAACAUUAUUCUUCACAAAUACCAGCUGGAUUUAAGCCCGUAUUUAGGCCAGUCACUCGAUCCAUUCUAGAUUUUUAUGAAUCUCCUAAAUUGGCUAUAAGAGCAUCAGCUCUAAAACUUCGAGAUACUGUUGGUCGGCGUAGAGUAAAAGAAAACCAAUCCGGUAUACUUGAAGUUAUAAAGGAUAUUGCAGUGUUUGGUGGCGCAGCUGAUGAACGACUUCGCAUUGAAACUAUAAGAUUUCUUCCCAUACGAGUCAAUACAGAUGAAGGAAAGAGACAUGUCGUAAAUGUUCCUGUUAAACUAUGCAAACCAGAUUCUACGUUACAUUUGAAACAUAAAGAUGGCACAUUCUGUACUGCUACAAUAAGAAAUCUUGAAUCUUUAGCUUCAAUUUUUUACCUUGAUUAUCGUGUAAAAUUACCGGAUCAUGAUUUCGUGGUCGCGGAAAAACAUAAACUUAUUUCUUCUGUUUAUGCAGGUAUUGUAAUAAAGAAAGAUGGCGAAGGGAAAUCUGAAGCUAUGAUACACUCUGGGCACAUACGCCCACCUCAGUACCCUUUGUUUACUCCGAACAACUUUGACCAAAGACCAGAGACCGUUGGACAAAUAGAAGAGUAUAAGAAGGCUUUAGCGGAAGAAGCCGAAGAAAGGACUAAAUAAAAUGAAAUUUCGUCUUCAGACGUUGAUGGUCUGGACGGAGGGAUCAAGUCCUUCGUCAAUGUUAGAGGGGACAGUUUUAAGUAUAAUUAUAGGGUUUGAAGGCGGUCAUGUAUCCUAAGCGAAUUUGUAAUUAUUUUGUUUAUUUUUUUGUAUUUUUUGUAGAUGAAAUUUUACACGUCUGUCACUAUAUGAGAAAAAUAAACAGCCUGUUUUAAAUUAAAUUCAUAAUACAGCGUGAUUAAAAAAUUAGGGAAUAACCUUAACUUUUAUAUGAAGAACUGUUUUUUAACUUUUUCCCCUUUCAGAUCCUAAACGAGUGACUAUUUACAAAAAAAAAAAUAUUAUGGUCAUUGCAUUUCAAAAUGAAUUAGCUUUAUUUUUUUUUGUUUAGUUAUUUAUUUAUCAUUUUUUAAUCACGUUGUAUAAAUCAAAGUACAAAUUGCAGUAUUAUCUAUUUGCUCUAAUGUUGAUUCAAUAGUCUUUACCACUUUUUAAACCUACACUUCUCUAUAUAGCGUGUUUGAAAAACAUGUAGAAAUGCUAUAAAACUAAUAUAAUUUUGUGUCUUUCA
Psylliodes chrysocephalus is the source of this 2248-nucleotide messenger RNA. Lineage: Eukaryota; Metazoa; Arthropoda; Insecta; Coleoptera; Chrysomelidae. The record is from the annotation of a GenBank genome assembly.